AUGGCGCCCCCUAAAGCAACGAUCAACGACGACCAUUCCGCUCCUGACCUGGAGAUUGCCGGUAGCCAGCUCAAAAUCCACCCAUCUGGUUUCACAGGUGGCCCCGAAGCUCAGCAUGAACAGAUCACCGAACGAAACAUCGUCAGCCACAUGGCCCGCUUUCGCGAAAACCCCCUCGAUUUCCUCCGCGAAGUCAGUCUAUACAUGUCGGGAACAGGCUGGCGCGCGUACGAUGACCCCAUCGGCCAACCGGUAUUCUACCCCGGCUUCUCAGAGCGAAUGAAAUCCUCCAUAGUGUCAAGUACUAUGCUGCAAGAGAAAGUCCGGGAGCUGGCAUUCAGUCGACUGACAGUCGAAGAGAAAGAGGGUUUGAUCGCGAUUAAUGAAGGCAAAACGUUCGAUGAGAAGCGAGCUCGUCGCCGUCAUGAAAUCGAGUCCAGUCUUUGGGAAGUGGUGAAUACAAUGAUGGACAAUAUGAUCUGCAAGAUGGAAAGCAAGACGUUCAUUCGAACCGCAUACUACAUGUGUACCCAGCUUCUUACCCGCGCUUACCACCAGGGCAUCCAUGUCUCCAGCGAAGAGGUUCUGCGUCUUCGAUCUGUCGCUGAAGCCGCAGCCAAGAAAAAACAGUCUAUUGUGUUCCUGCCUUGCCAUAAGUCUCAUGUUGACUAUGUUUCUUUGCAAAUCAUUUGCUAUCGUUUGGGCAUCGGGCUCCCCAUUAUUGUUGCUGGCGACAACUUGAAUAUCCCGGUCCUUGGUCCAUUCUUACAACAUGCUGGUGCCAUGUGGAUUCGACGCAGCUUUGGAAAUGAUCCCUUGUACCAAACCGUUGUGCAGGCAUACAUUGACACACUCCUCCAAGAAGGAUUCAACUUUGAGUGUUUUAUCGAGGGCGGCCGCUCUAGAACAGGAAAACUCCUUUCUCCCAAGUUCGGAAUUCUCAACUUCAUUGUCGACAGUGUCUUAUCCGGCCGGGUGGAGGAUACAAUUAUUUGCCCAGUCAGCACACAAUACGACAAAGUCAUUGAAACCGAGUCAUAUAUCAGUGAACUUUUAGGACAACCGAAACAAAAGGAGAAUCUAGCUGACUUUAUUUCGUCAUCUUCGGUUUUAUCUCUCAAAUUGGGCCGUGUGGAUAUUCGCUUCCACGAGCCAUGGAGUUUGCGCGAAUUCCUGGGACAGCAGAUAACUCGCCUCAACAUGGCAGAUCUAAAGCCGAACGAGAAGUUAGCUUCAGCUGAGCGAGGCCGAAUUCUAAGAACCUUGGGCUACAGAGUUCUAUCUGAAAUCAACGACGUUUCCGUGAUGAUGCCAACUGCGCUUGUUGGUACUGUUUUGUUGACUCUACGUGGUCGAGGAGUCGGGAAAGCUGAACUCGUCCGACGCUUGGACUGGCUUUGUGGCCGCGUUCGCGCUAAGGGAGGCCGAGUUGCUCAUUUUUACCGUUCACCAACCGAAACGGUUGUAGAUCGAGCUCUUGAUGUCUUAGGACCGAAACUAGUCGGCACAAUCCCAGGCUUGGCGGAGCCAACCUACUAUGCUGUUGAUCGCUUCCAGCUAUCCUUCUAUCGAAACAUGCUCAUUCAUCUGUUCAUCACCGAAGCCUUGGUAUCAGUCGCAAUGUAUACGAAAAUCAAGCAAGGUGGCGGUCCCACUAACCAACGCAUCGAGUAUGAAGCCUUGAGGAACCAGGUCUUGUUUCUAUCCCAGCUUUUCCGUGGAGAAUUCAUUUUCCCGCCAGAGGGCUUAACCACCAAUUUAGAAAAAACAUUGCAGGGAUUAGUGGAUGACAACGUUAUUCAUGUUACUCGCGAUGCUUCCGGUACGCCUCAAUACGUCGAACUAAGCGAGGCCGAACGCCUUUGCGGUCGCGAAAACUAUGAUUUUUAUUGCUUCCUCAUCUGGCCCUUCAUAGAAGCAUCAUGGCUCUGUGCCGUAUCUUUGCUUGGCUUAACACCUUCUCUUGACGGCCCCAAGGAAAACUGGGUUGAUGUGAAGAAGGCGCAAGAUAGUGCACAGCUACUUGGCAAAACUCUGUACCACCAAGGGGAUCUUUCUUACUUUGAGGCUGUCAACAAGGAGACUCUUAAGAACUCAUAUCAAAGAUUUGAAGAAGAAGGCAUAAUUCUUGUUGCUAAAGUGAAGGAUUCGAAGGCAGGCCCUACGUUAAAACUUGCACCAGAGUGGGCUCCAGAGAGAGAUCCAAAUACAGGCAAAGUUUUGCCCCAUGGCCGACUGUGGGAUUUUACGGAACUUAUAGCGCAAUCCCGUCGCGAAGGCAAAAAUCGCCGUGACGGCGCUACUGUUUCCUCGCGUGUCUUGACCAUGUCUGACAUUGUUGGACGACAACUUUUCUACAACGCGGCUGCACCUGCAGCCGCCGAUGUUUCCUCAAAGCAAAUGCGCCGUAAGGCCAUUGGUACAGAUUCGAAGCUGUAA
Molecule: messenger RNA, 2439 nt
Organism: Penicillium angulare
Lineage: Eukaryota; Fungi; Ascomycota; Eurotiomycetes; Eurotiales; Aspergillaceae
Product: lysophospholipid acyltransferase family protein
Exons: 6
Coding region: 1-2439 (812 amino acids)
Cellular component (GO): mitochondrial membrane
Source: RefSeq, a predicted model, not a curated record